UCUGCGAACACGUAAUGCAUUGACGAUUCGUAUACGCACACAGAUAUAAGUUGUUGUCACGAUCUUUCACGUGCGUAGCUAAUUCCGUAAAGCUUGAAAUUUUUAUUCUUUUGGUUUUAUCGAUUUCCAAAGUUCAAAUCAAACAAUACAUAUACCAGAUCUGUUUUUCUUUCUAACUAUCGUUAUUUAAUAUUGUAUCUUCUGCACUUAAAACAAAAGCACUUAGAUAAGAUUUAAAAAAAAGCAAAAAAUUGUAGAAAUUGAAUGUAAAAAUUCAAAUGUUAUACAUUACAAAUAUUGCAAUUACAAUCAUUUGUAAAUCUUGCAGUUUUUUAAAUUUUGUAAUUUUAAUGUCAUUUUAUUCAGUGUUGAGAUAAAAUUGAAGAAUUAAUGUUUCGAGUAAUCUGAUUUUUAAAAAAUCAUGUUUCUCGAAUCGAAUAAAAUUAUUAAUUAUAUAGUUAAUAAUUAACAUGCAACAUUUAUUGCUUUGUACAGAAUGCAGUCGAGCUCUUUGUUUAUGCGUUCGUUUAAUAUUCGAAAAGCAAAGUUGCGUUUUUUUACAUUUAAUUGCUGCAACUACAGUUCGAACAUAACACAAGAAAAUUCUAUAUAUAUAAUCAAGUACAUAUUCAAGAAAAAAUUUUUAUAAAAUUUUAAACUUUAAAUUUUAUAUAAUUUUACAAUAAUGAAAUUAUAUUUUAUAAAUUAAUGGAAUUCUUUCUAAACUAAAUUUAAGCAAGUAUCUAUAUAGAAAAUUAUAUAUAUUUUCUUCAAUUAAAUUCUUUCAAAUAUAUACUAUAUGUAUAUAUAUACAUAAUAUUAAAAAAAAAUUAAUUUUAAUUAUGGGUGCAAGAAAAAAUAUUUCUUAGCACAACUGAAGAUUUGAUCAAUCAUCAUACUACACCAUUAACUAUUUAAAAUAUUUAAAAAAGUUUGAAAGCGAUAUCUAUUUUAUAUUCAUAUUUACAUAUUCAUAUUUACACACAUUUAUUAAAAAAAUGUUUGAUAUGCAAGCGCCUAAUUGCGAAGAAAAAGCAAUGAGAAAAGAAUUAGUGAAAUCAAUUGCUGCUCAUGUGCGAAAUUCUUUUUAUCGAUUACAACGAUGUUUUCUUUAUGGCUGAUUUUAACGUCUAUUAAUUUCAUUUUUUUAUACUUUUUAUCUCUAUAAAUAUUUUUUUAUAGACAAAAAUUUUAUUAAUAUUAUUUAGACUAAUUAGUUUAUUACUUGAUCUUAAUUAGUCUAUCUAUUAACUAAGUUAUUUAUAAAUUAUUGAUAAAUUUAAUUACUAUGGGACAAGAGUUUGAAUUUUUAAUUUUAGUCUACUUACGCCUUUGAAAUUACUGUGAAUCUAACAAAAUCUGGUUGCAUUGAUAAACUAAUUAAUUUUAUAUUAACGAUUUAAUAUGGAAUUUCUAAUUUAAUAAUUUUAGGAAAAGAGAAGAAAAGAAAACAAUUCACAUUUGAACUGACGAACCAGUGCCAUUAUUUUUCUUCUACAAGCAUAUAUAUAGAAUGAGACCAAUAAUUAAUUAGUACAAUUUGUCUCUCUCUUUUUGUUUCUUUCUCUUUAUUCUUUUUAAUUUUUUAGCGCUGCAUGAAGAAUGGUUAAAGUUAACUAACCCGAUGAAAUAGGUCAAAAAUUAUUCACAUUAUAAAUCAGCCGCUUAUAUCCGAAGAUUUGGAAUCGGUCUUCAAGAAAGUCGCGACGUCCACGGUGUAGCGAUUAAAAAAUGCAUGACAAGCGAGUUGGAUGACAAGCGUUAGUCAUCGGUGCUUAACGAAUAAACGGCAUGCAUAGGCGACGUAUACAUGCAUGCGUGCAUGUAGAUAUAGAUAGAGAGAUAUUCAAUGCGAAUGGUACCGCGGACGUAGUCACGGUAAACCGAGGUAGAUCAACGGCGAACACACGACACGCAAGAAGCACCAAGAAUAAGGAGAGUGAAUUGGAGGGAGUCUACGAACAACGAAGACGACGACAACAAUCAGACAACGAAAAGUUUAUGCUCGAAUACAUCCUGUUCUGUUUUUCAUUUUUUUUAAUUGGGCCGCUAAUGACCGCUGCAGCAGCGAACGGCGGCAGCAACAGCAAUAGGAGUACAGCAAACAAAAAAAAAAAGAAGAAACACAGGCAUCAAGCCAGCCAAUAACAACAUCAAAAACGACUGCGCGUACCGACAGUCCAAAAGAGAGAAAGAAGUGUUUGUCACCGUGUUCAACCCCCUUUUUUUCUCUCUUUCUCUCUCCCUCCCUCUGCCUCUCUGCCUUGUUUCUUCAACUGGUUCACGAUAAACAGUGAUACAUCGACAUUUUGUCACCCCGUUAUGCACGCGGAUUCCCUCUUUUACGCGUUGUUCUUGUCCGUUCGUGCCACUCUUAUCGCGGACGGUUUGAUACCACGAACGACGACGACGAUAACGACGACGGUUCAACGAAUGGCGCGUCUCACUCGAUCACCAGCAAGGCGCACGGAGCCUCCAUCGCCCUCGUCGCGAAUGUAGACGCACCCGUCACCCCCGAGCGUGCGUGCGACCACCCACGACCACCGACUGACGGACGAGCAGCCGCAGACAGCCGCACCGCACGCGCCUCUACCCUCUUUCCUCCUUUUCUCUCUCUUUUCCCUCGCGGUCCUCUCUCUUUCUCGUCCUCUGCUUCAUCCCUUCUAUCAUCGGCAGCCGCGCGCGCAGGAGGAACCUCGCGCAGGGUUGAAUCUAGGCGGGGGUGCGAACAUAACAGCAGCUGACCUGUCACUUUCACCGCACUUGCAUAGAAGUGUCACAUUUACAAAAAAAGAGGGUGCAUAAUCUGGCCAUGAUCGCAAAAAGAUUUGUUUGAAUCAGGAUUGAAGAUAAUUAUCGAUAAAAAAUAAAUUUUUGUGUAUACAAGAAUUUUGAUAUAUUUGCUAGGACUUGCAGAAAGAGAGAGAAAGAGAAAUUUAUAUUGUUAAAAAAAUAUUAUUUGUAUCUCUGGAACAAAGAGAUUGUUCAUUGUGCUGAGAAGAAAACGUAACGUGAGCAAUAAUAGUGAAUUGCGUUUCGCCUUUGUAAUAACACAAUUCAUAUAUUUGCUAUUCCUAUUUUACAACCCUCGCGAGUGAUACAAAGGCGAGGGGGAUAUUGUUGAACGGCGCGCGCGUGCAAGAACGCCGAAGUCGAAUUCUAGGGCAACCCGCUUUGGAGGGCGUCUAUCCGCCACCCCGGCUGUAACCCGGUUACCUCACCUUCUCGAUCUCACCCGCCGAGUCGAUAUCCGUGCUAGCCCGUUGCCUUUGACCUUUCACCUUUACCGCCCUAGCCUGAUUUCGCGAUGCAGGCAACGACCUGCCUCAUCAGCCUUUUUGUUGGACGAUUUAUGAUAAUUACUAUUCGGACUGUUAUAAAUAUCAUAUAAAUUUAAAAAAUGCUGCUUGCCGUACACGUGUUAAUAUCAUAUAGAAAAUACAAUAUGUAAGGAAAAAUAAGAGAUUACAUAAAAAUAUGUGUUUCA
Molecule: messenger RNA, 3487 nt
Organism: Solenopsis invicta (red fire ant)
Lineage: Eukaryota; Metazoa; Arthropoda; Insecta; Hymenoptera; Formicidae
Exons: 2
Coding region: 1792-2148 (118 amino acids)
Source: RefSeq, a predicted model, not a curated record